This is a messenger RNA of Marchantia polymorpha subsp. ruderalis, 877 nucleotides long. The record is from the annotation of a GenBank genome assembly. NCBI's taxonomy places the organism in Eukaryota, Viridiplantae, Streptophyta, Marchantiopsida, Marchantiales, Marchantiaceae.
AUGAAGAGCGAAGAGUCACUACUUCGACUUCGCCUUCCUGGUGUCACCAUCAGAGCAAUUGUCUUUCGCUGCACAAGUUUGACAGAUUUCUUCCUCCUCUGCCUGACCAUGGCUCGUGCAAGUGUUCUCCUCCUGAUCGCUGGCUUCUUGACGGUGGCAGCCGUCUGCACCGUGCAGGCUGAAACCGUCAAACUGCAAUUUUACGAGCAAGUCAACUCCAACGAUGAACUGCUCGUUUUCCAGGCCAAGGACAAGUCCAGCAACGAUGGGCAGAUGGGAAAUGGUUAUAUCUACGAGAACUCCGCCACCUUGUGUUCAAGCCCCAAGUGUUUGGCGUUGGGGACUGUCAGUGGCUGGUAUUACUACACUUCCGAAGAUACUGUGGAGGAGGUCAAUACCAUCAAAUUCUCACCGACCAGCUUGUAUCCUAACGCGGAACUGCAUGUUCGUGGUGUUUGGGUCUCUGCAUCAGGGAAAGACCUCGACACUCAGGAGCUUGCUAUCAUUGGAGGAACCCACGGACUUGACAAUGCCUACGGCACGCUUACCUUCACGAAAUUGAAUGCCAUCACAUGGAGAGUGGAGGCAUCAUUCAGGCUUUGAGUGAUAGAAUUCACUCUGUCAUGAAGCUCUGUUUGAAGUGCUGACUGCGAGAUGUUUGGGUAGCCAAUCCUUGCGGGAUACGUUGUUUGCACACAAACUUUGGCUACUCUUCAAGCCUUUGUUACGGAUAUUUAGAUCUUUUGGUUCUCGGUACCAUGCUCAGGUGCAAGCGCAAGUGCGCAAGUCUGGCCUACAUUAGCACUUGAGAUUCGGGAUGUAAUAAGGAAAACCCUUUUUCAGUACCCAGUGUCGGAUUUUCUGAAUGUUGCGUACA